This is a messenger RNA of Penicillium olsonii, 1497 nucleotides long. Lineage: Eukaryota; Fungi; Ascomycota; Eurotiomycetes; Eurotiales; Aspergillaceae. The record is from the annotation of a GenBank genome assembly.
AUGUUGGACCACAACGACAGCCGCAAUUACUCUCCUCAGACCUACGAACCCGUUGUUCCGGAGGAUCUCACCCGUUCCUCCUAUCACAGUGCAAUGGGUCCCCCACCACAGCACACCGUGCAGGAGCGCAGCUCAUCGGAGACAAGCAAUGCGUCAUUAAAGAGCCCACGUACCGCCAGAUUCGCCGAAGCUACAUCAAUUCACUCACCGAUUGAACAAGCUCAACGAUCACCUUUCGCUGACCCUCCCAAGUCUCAAUCCAAAGGAGAUGUUGGCGAUGUUGGCUUCGGCUAUGUGGGGGCGAACAGCCACCAUGCAGACGAUCAGGUCCCGAUGUCACCCUUCAGACCGGACCUGAAGGUGCCCCAGACGGCGAAGUCGUUGAACCCGCUCAGCCCGACAUUCCGUGAGGAAUAUAUGCUCGAGAAGCAAGAGAAAAAAGCAGAAGUCGAAAACGCUCGAGACAUUAGAAUCAAACUUCGUGUCCGUAUCGCCAAGGUCUUCCUGCGCUUUGUCAACUUUGGCUGCAGUCUGAUUGUUCUCUCUCUUCUGGCUGUCACAUUGACCGUCUUCAAUGCAACCAAAAACCUGCCUACUCGCAACAGCCUUCCCGCCUGGGCGGAGGGAACCAACCCAUGGGCCCAGUACCUCCUUCUAUCUAUGGCCUGUGUCUCCCUCGCGGCCUGCCUACUUGUCUUCUGGGCCUACCGAAAGGGUGGCCACAGACGUGCCGAAAAAGCCGCAGUCUACUACACCGGGUUCUCCAUUGCCUUCUUUGCCUUCAAUCUCAUUAUGUGGAUUGUCGGCGCAGCAGUCUACCAACACUCAAAAUCCAGCGGGAACAACAAAGACAUGUGGGGAUGGUCUUGCGCCCAGAACACUCGCGAGCAAAUCUACCACAACAGCGUUGACUACGCCCUCCUCUGUCGCCUCCAAGACUGGGGGCUCGUCUGCGCCAUCAUUGAAGUCGUCAUUGAAGUCCUCGUCAUCGCAAUCUACGUCGUAGUCUUCUACCGCGUGUGGAGCAAGCGCAAGCUCAUGAAAUCAAUGGACACUCGCGACAACGCUCGCUCAGACCUCUACCUUGCUCAGCUGCGUCUUCAGUCUGCCCCCAACACCCCAGGCUUCGCAGGCUUCAGCUCCUACCCACCCAAGUCCCCCUUCCACGCCACCACUUCGGUAGACCCCUACUCAGCCGCCGAGAAGGGCCAGUCUGUCCCAACGCAGUAUGCGUCACCGCGUUCUCCUACCCGUCCUACCCCAUCGUUCCAGCUCCAACCUCCACCCAUCAAAGUUCAACAGCCAACUCCGAAGUCUGCACAGGAGGAGUUCACACCUUACUCGCAUUCUCCAUCACCGCCACCUCCUACUCAGCGCGUGAGUCCGCCUGUACACGCCAUCAGUCCUCCUGGUGAGCAAACUUACGAUGCUGUGCCAAUUCCCGGUGCUUACGGGAGCCCCAUGGGGCCUACCUUCCCAGCUCCUGUACACCGGUGA